UGUACUAGAAGCCGCCCAGCCACCGCCCAACUCCAACAGCUAGCGGAGCGGUGAGUGGAGCGCUAACCAGGUGAGCACCGAGCACAGAUCAGGAAAAUGGCAGACAGUUUUUCGCUUAAUGAUGCUCUGGCUGGCUCUGGAAACCCAAACCCUCAAGGAUAUCCGGGUGCAUGGGGCAACCAGCCUGGGGCAGGGGGCUACCCAGGGGCCUCCUAUCCUGGGGCCUACCCAGGUCAGGCUCCCCCAGGGGCCUACCCAGGUCAGGCUCCCCCAGGGGCCUACCCAGGUCAGGCUCCCCCAGGGGCCUACCCAGGUCAGGCUCCUCCUAGUGCCUACCCUGGCCCAACUGCCCCUGGAGCUUAUCCUGGCCCAACUGCCCCUGGAGCCUUCCCAGGGCAGCCUGGGGCACCUGGAGCCUACCCCAGUGCUCCUGGAGCCCAUCCUCCUGCCGGCCCCUAUGGCGCUCCCGCUGGACCACUGACAGUGCCCUAUGAACUGCCCUUACCUGGAGGAGUCAUGCCUCGCAUGCUGAUCACAAUCAUGGGCACAGUGAAACCCAACGCAAACAGGAUUGCUCUAGAUUUCAAGAGAGGGAAUGACGUUGCCUUCCACUUUAACCCCCGCUUCAAUGAGAACAACAAAAGAGUCAUCGUGUGUAACACGAAGCAGGACAAUAACUGGGGAAGGGAAGAGAGACAGUCAGCUUUUCCCUUUGAGAGCGGCAAGCCGUUCAAAAUACAAGUCCUGGUUGAAGCUGACCACUUCAAGGUUGCGGUCAAUGACGCUCACCUGUUGCAGUACAACCAUCGGAUGAAGAACCUCAGGGAAAUCAGCCAACUGGGGAUCACUGGGGACAUAACCCUCACCAGUGCUUCCCACGCCAUGAUCUAAGCCAGAAGGGGUGGCACCAAAACCGGCCCUGUGCACAUGAGUGGAAAACUUUGCAUUUAUCUCUCCUUAUCCUUCUUGUAAGACAUCCAUGUAAUAAAGUCUCAUGCUGAGAGAUA
This is a messenger RNA of Apodemus sylvaticus (European woodmouse), 1007 nucleotides long. It is a transcript of the gene Lgals3, whose product is annotated as galectin 3. The transcript has 6 exons. Gene Ontology annotation, biological process: positive regulation of calcium ion import; macrophage chemotaxis; neutrophil chemotaxis. NCBI's taxonomy places the organism in Eukaryota, Metazoa, Chordata, Mammalia, Rodentia, Muridae. Gene Ontology annotation, cellular component: nucleus; immunological synapse. The coding region runs from base 97 to 891 and encodes 264 amino acids. Gene Ontology annotation, molecular function: IgE binding; carbohydrate binding; laminin binding. The record is from RefSeq and is a predicted model, not a curated record.